This is a messenger RNA of Drosophila bipectinata, 1929 nucleotides long. It is a transcript of the gene twe, whose product is annotated as twine. Gene Ontology annotation, molecular function: protein tyrosine phosphatase activity. Gene Ontology annotation, cellular component: cytoplasm; nucleus. Gene Ontology annotation, biological process: positive regulation of G2/M transition of mitotic cell cycle; protein dephosphorylation; positive regulation of G2/MI transition of meiotic cell cycle. NCBI's taxonomy places the organism in Eukaryota, Metazoa, Arthropoda, Insecta, Diptera, Drosophilidae. The record is from RefSeq and is a predicted model, not a curated record.
AAGUGAUAACAGAUUCAAACAAUAGAUUUCCACCUCGAUCAGGGGCGACUUCGGUGUGGUGAGUUCGCCUCCGAGUGGUGAGGUUCUGCGGCUCCAAUGCGCUAGAACGUGAUGGAGGAAGGAAGACAAUAGGCGGGAAUAGAAAAACCGCGAAAAGCAAUACUCGGAAAAGCCAACCGAAAUCACAAGUUGUACAAAUUGGCUGCGGAUUCGAUAGUGAAAACCUUUAUUGCCAUUGAUAAUUAGGGGCGCAAACCAACCCAACUGCCGCCAUGGCCAGCAAGCGGCUGAUGCUCGAAGAGGAGGAAGAAGAAGAUUUGUGCGGUUCCGAGAAUGACGAGCAGCUCCAGGAAAAUCCAUCGGCCAAGCGCCACAAAAGCGGAGCCCUGGAGACUCUGAUGCAUCGCCUACUUAAACGUCAAAUUCCGGCCGCCGGAUCUGGGUGCAACACAAUCCUUUCGCCCAUUACCGAGCUCUCGCAGAACAUGCGGUGUACAACCUUGGAGCCAGGAGGCGGAGCAACGCCCAAAUCCACUCAGCGUAGCUCCAAGACCCUCAGCCACUUCAACAGUGUAUCGUCCAGGACGCUGAGCAGUUUCGACAGCGUGUCCUCCAGCUACGAUUCGGGAAACUCACUGGACGACGAGUACAUGGCAAUGUUCGAGCUGGAAGCCGAAGAGGAUCCAAAGCUGGGGCUGCCCGGGGACCUGGAGCUGCUCAUCAGUGGGCAACUAAAGACCUAUCAGUUGCCCGACGCCGAGGAGCCUUCAAAACGGUCCGUACGUCGCUGCCUGAGCAUGUACCCAUGUGACCAGCAGCGCCAGGCUGAGGGAGGAAAGGAGGAGUAUCCCAGCACAGAGCACCUGGGCCACAAAUCCCCGGGGCGGAAGCUGCAAAGAAAAACGCUCUCCAUGAACGAUGCCGAAAUAAUGACUGCCUUGGGCGACGAACCCGAGUUGAUUGGAGAUCUCAGCCGGCCGUGUGCCCUACCGUGCUUGCUCUCCGGCACACGACACCGCGACCUAAAGACGAUAUCGAGUGACACCCUGGCCCGUCUGAUGCAGGGUGAUUUUGCCGAGCAGCUGGGCAGCAAGGGAGGCUACCAGAUCAUCGACUGCCGUUAUCCGUAUGAAUACCUGGGCGGUCAUAUACGCGGAGCCAUGAACCUCUAUACCCGAGGACAGAUCCAGGAUGCCUUUCCCAGCUUCGCCGAGCAGCUGCAGCGAACCGAAGAGCGUCGCAUCUUUGUUUUCCACUGCGAGUUCUCCUCGGAGCGCGGACCUAAGCUAUUGCGCUUCCUCCGGAGCAACGACCGCAGCCUGCACGCCCACAACUACCCGACUCUGGACUACCCGGAGUUGUAUCUACUCCACAAUGGCUAUAAGGAGUUCUUUGGGCUGCAUGCCGAGCUCUGCGAACCGGAGGGCUAUGUGCCAAUGCUGGCACCUGACCACAACGAGGAGUUCCGCUACUUCCGGGCCAAGACCAAGUCCUGGCAGUGCGGCGAAGGCGAGGGCGGUGACAGUGGCAUCGGUGGGGGCGGUGGAGGCGGUGGAGGCGGUGGCUCCCGCACACUGAAAAAGUCGCGCUCUCGCCUGGUCUACGCCGAGUGAUGGAAUCCAAUCUCCAAAAGAAAACCAAAUACUUAUCUAGGACGCAAAUUUUUAGUUUCGUUCCGUUGCGUUGUCCAAAGUGUUAUAGUCCUUUAGAUUUAAUCUAUGUUGUAUUCCGUACUUCAGUUAUUAGUUCAGCGUUCAGUGGAAAGGAUAGGGAAAGUCUAAGCAAUGGGAACAGAAACGGAAAAUGAAAGUUGUUCUCUAGUCAGUGAAAGUUAAAAUUUCGAAAUUUCAUCUAGUUUGUAUUUUUUGUGUUUCUGGCAUUUUUUUUUUUUGGUUAAGUUAACAAAGUUAUUCAUAUUUAAUUUAAAUU